Messenger RNA from Symbiodinium necroappetens, 2498 nucleotides. The record is from the annotation of a GenBank genome assembly. Lineage: Eukaryota; Dinophyceae; Suessiales; Symbiodiniaceae.
AUGGGCGGCAAGCCGCCGCCAGCUGCUGCAGAGGCGGCGGCCGCUGAUGCCAAAACCGAGGUCCACGCUCGUUGGGCCAAGGACAUGGUUGCCAUGGAAGACAGCAUCAAGCUGAUGUUGUCAAACAGGUUGCAAGACGCCGAGGACUGCCUAGACUCGGCUUCUGCAGACGUAUCACAGCGUGAUUUUCUUUUCGACGCGGGAGAUCAUGAUAUGCGAGGCUGCUUCACUUUUGUAAGUGCUCUGAUGAGCUUGCUCAACGGCCUCGCAUCGCUCGAGAACAACCAGCUUGACAUUGUCCUCCAACGCGUGUUCAGCGCCGACGAGGAGCUCACCAAAGAUGAAGAUUGGCCAGGGAAGACAGUGCUACGAGGCCUUUGCAAUCUCGUGGCCGGCGUCGUCCAGAUUAUGCAAGGAAUGCCUUCCCGUGGGGUGUGGCACGUGCUUCGAUCAUGGCUUUGGCUGCGGAAUCUAGAGGUGGAGGCACUGAAUUACGAGGGCCACGAGCGCUGCUGCGUUCGGUCCACGGCACUUCUGGCCCUUGGGGUGUUCAACCUGUUCGUGUCUAUGCUGCCUCCAACUGCAAUGAAGGCUGCUGGCUGGGCCACUGGGUUCGCUGGUGGCCGGGACGUUGCUCUGGCCCAGCUGCAGUCGUGUUGGGAAGAAGGUGGCAUCCAGGCGCCGUUUGCUGGCCUGGUGCUGAUCGGCUUCUCUGUCGAUGUCUCUUCCUUCCUCGGGGAGCUCCGCGUUGAGCGCAACAAGCGGCACACGUCGGCGCGCUCUAUCCUCGACUGGGCGAAGACGAACUACCCCAGCGCUUUCUUCUUCAAGGGCCUGGAGAGUGGCUACCUUGCAGCUAAUCAAGAUCUAGAAGGCGCGAACGGAGGUUUGAGUGGAAGCUUCAGCCCAGGAAAUGUCGUCUUUGACGGGAAGGGCAUCGAUUUCUUGAGCCGCUCGCACACCGUGCAGUUCACCAGCGUGGACAAGCUGAUGGGAAAGUCACCUGUCGCCUCCAAAGGUGUCUUGCUGCGUACCUCUUCAGGGUAUGAAGUGGCCCUGGUCCCGCCCGAGCAUCUGCGAGAGCUACAAUGCAGUGUCUGUGGCGACCUGAUCCAAUCAGCCGUGCACGCGCCCUGCGGACACUCAUUUUGCCAGGUGCACUUGCAAGGCGAGCAGGGCUCGCAAAACGAGCUCGAGAUCCAGGCCGGGCGCCUGCGAGAGCUCACGGUCCACAGGGGCUUCUCCGUAGAAAGGGCGCGCCAGGCUUUGGCUGCGGUGGGAGAAGGCUCUCUCGAUGAGGCUGCGGAGAUGUGCGAGAAGCUGAGUGGCCUCGAAGGUCGUGCGGUGCGCGUGCGGCCGGAGGUGAAGCAUCCCAAGUUCGAGUGGGGAGCGGUCUCUCACAGCAGCGUUGGUGUUGUCCUGAAGGACGAGGACACACAGGCUUGGGUGAGCUUUGCCGAGCAGUCGAGCUGGCACUGCCAGAGAGAUGAGCUGGAAAUCGAUCCAGUAGCCGACCAGAUUCGACCGCAAACCCGCGUCCGAAUUCGUGCCGGCGUGACUCCGAAGCGCGGCUGGGGGCUCCUCCAGGUCGACGGGACCGGCACCGUCGUCACGCUUACUGGCUGCCAGGUGCGAGUCCUGAUAAAGGAAGGUGCAUGGAGCGGUUUCAUCAACGAACUCGAGGUCGUCGACGAGACCCGCGACAUGAUCGAAGAUGCGGCCCAGAGACUCAAGGAUGGCAAAGCCACCGAAGACGUGCUGGCCCAGUUGCACGCUAUCCUUCAGGAGGUGAGGUACUGCUCAGAGCCUUCCGAGCUGCAGAUCGUCUUGACCAGCAGAGAAUGCGGACCUUUCAUCAACAGCUUCGGCGCCUUUGCGAUGCUCCGGGGUGUUGGCCUUCAGUGUGUCCGCCAUGCAGCAGACCGGACUGUCCACGUCUUUGGUGCUGCGCCAGGGGUUGCCGACCUCGGAGAGCGCGCGGCGAGCGCGCUGCGGUACCUGGAGCAGCUGUUCGAGACGGUGGUGGCAUUCAGAUUCACGGGGACGGCGAUGGAGGGCAUCAGGGAGCGUGCAGAGUUUGUCAGUCAGGUCCCGCAGCAGAAGCCCAGAUUUCGAGUAGUCCUGCAUGUCGACGCAGACAUCUUCGCUGCGGGUGUACCAGUGCAGAUGGUCUACCAGGAGCAACUUCGGUCGCUCAUUAUUCCAGCCAUCGCCCCACAGGGCGAGGGCUGGUCCUGGCCGCAGCGAGGCUGGGCUGGUGAAGAACAAAUGGUGCAGCACCUCCAAGCGUCCCUGCCCGCAGGUAAGGCCGAGCUUUGCCGCGAACAGGAGUUCGAGGAGGCUUCGAAGGUCUCGAAGAGGUUAGAGGAGUCCGGCCUCGUCGCCACCGUGGAAGAAGGUUCGAGCAACCCUCUGAAGGACGCCAGCAUGGAGGUACCAACAAGCUGGACCGGUAGCCUAGCCCGGGGGAGCCGUGUUCGGUUCCGAGAUACUGCGAG